Glycine soja is the source of this 1017-nucleotide messenger RNA. RefSeq names its product protein cornichon homolog 4-like. The record is from RefSeq and is a predicted model, not a curated record. Gene Ontology annotation, biological process: vesicle-mediated transport. The coding region runs from base 291 to 704 and encodes 137 amino acids. The transcript is spliced from 4 exons. NCBI's taxonomy places the organism in Eukaryota, Viridiplantae, Streptophyta, Magnoliopsida, Fabales, Fabaceae.
AUUUUAAAAAAGGGUUCACUAAUUCCUUUCUUUUCUUGUGUGGAUUGGUAACGACCCUUUCUUUAAUCCAUGGUUAAGUUGGCACAAGAUUCUUAGCUUCUCCGAGUGUCUCUGUCUGUCUGCGGAAUCCAAACCCUCCAAGGUUUCUUUCCUGUGCUCCUCCUCGUGUGGUGCACCUACGCACGAGGUUUUUGUAGCUACCACCGUGCCCAAUUCACAUCGCAUGUUUCGAACGCUUUGUGCUGCAACUGAAAUCGAAAAUCAGAGAAAGCGGAGAAGAGAGAGAGAGCAUGGCUGAUCUCUUUGCGUGGCUCAUCUCCUUCUUCAUUCUUAUUGCCUUAAUUGUACUCGUCAUUUACCAGUUAAUGUGCCUGGCAGACCUAGAAUUUGAUUAUAUAAAUCCAUAUGAUUCCUCAUCUCGAAUAAACAAAGUGAUAUUGCCUGAAUAUAUUAUAGUAGGUGUCCUAUUCGGCUUCUACCUUGUAACAGGGCAUUGGAUAAUGUCAUUGAUCUGUGCUCCUUACCUCUACUACAAUGUGAGAUUGUACAGACAAGGAAAACAUCUGGUUGAUGUCACAGAGAUAUUCAACUUGCUCCCUAAGGAAAAGAAGCAAAGGCUUUUCAAACUCUUCUAUAUUGUUUUUAUCCUUUUCCUAUCCUUAUUUUGGAUGAUCUACACAUCUUUGGAUGACCAUGAUGAUUGAUGGCUUGUUUUGUGCAGCAGCCGUGUGCGGUUGAGGGUAGCUAAUUACGUCCCAUAUUCAAUGCUAUUUUGGACUAACGUGCAAAAUUUAGGUUUGGGUUGCUGGCUUGUUUCCAUUGUUGGACAUGGACAAUAGUAUAUGUGGUUCUGUAUCUGUAUAAUACAUUUCAAAGCAGUUUUUUGCCUGUUUGAUUCAUGCUGCUUGUAGCAAAGGCAAAUUGCAAAAUUCUUAACCUUGUAAUUUACCUGUACGCUUAAAUUUAAGUUAUUUAAAAACACGUGAUUAUUAUAAAAAAACAGUUAUUUUUUUAAUA